AACUUAAAAAAAAAAAAUGAUUAAGGGUAAGCAAUGUGAAUGAAUAGAACCACAAGAAUAGCAUGAUACGAUACAUUACAUAAGCAAUGCAAUGUGUCGCAUGUAAGGUGUCAUCAACAACACUGUAAAUCUGGUCGUUGCCAAGCUAACAACAAACAAAACAAUACAGAGAUAUUCAUGGCUAUUUACCAUCAAUGCAUAUUUCUUCCUUUCCUUUAAACCUUCUCUCUCUCUCUCUCUCUCUCUCUCUCUCUCUCUCUCUCUCUCUCUCUCUCUCUCUCUCUCUCUCUCUCUCCUCUUCAUUCUUUUUGCAUCUGGCAAGCAUUUUGUGAUGAAGACUGAAUAAAAGCGUUCAUUUUUCUAUGAAGUCAAUCAAAUUAUGGAAGUGGCCAAUGACAAAAAAGAGUGUCUUGUUUGAUGGGAAAACCAAGUUUGAAGAUCAAAAGGCUGCCUUUUAUGGCAGUUGCAUGUACAGUAAUGUUGUUCGUUUUAUAUAGGACUUUCAAGUAUCAAUAUAACCAAGAAGAGAUAGACAAAAAGUUGAGUAUCUGGAAGGAGGUAGAGCGAUAUUCUGCACAAGCUGGAAAGUUGAAAGGCUUGCCGCGAGGUAUAAUACACAGUACUUCAGAUUUUGAGUUAAGGCCCUUAUGGUUGCGAGGUGAUAAAAGAUCAAAGGUUACUGUUUACUCGAAUCGUAACUUGCUGGCAGUUCCUGUUGGUAUCAAACAAAAGGAAAAUGUAGAUGCUAUGGUGCAAAAGUUUCUCACAGGAAAUUUUACAAUUAUUUUAUUCCAUUACGAUGCCAAUGUGGAUGGAUGGUGGGAUCUUGAUUGGAGUAGCAAGGCCAUACAUAUUGCUGCUAGAAACCAAACAAAGUGGUGGUUUGCAAAAAGAUUUCUACAGCCAGAUAUAGUUGCUACUUAUGAUUACAUCUUUCUCUGGGAUGAGGAUUUAGGAGUGGAACAUUUUAAUCCGUCAAGAUAUGUUGAGAUUGUAAGGGAAGAAGGAUUAGAGAUAUCUCAACCAGCUCUUGAUCCAAAUUCGACAGAGAUACAUCAUAGAAUUACAGUCAGAGCUAGGACCAAGAAAGUGCAUAGGCGAGUGUAUGAACGCAGAGGUAGAACUAGGUGUUCCGAUGAAAGUGAUGGGCCACCAUGCACCGGGUUUGUGGAAGGCAUGGCUCCUGUUUUCUCUCGAGCGGCAUGGUACUGUACUUGGCAUCUUAUACAGAAUGACCUUGUCCAUGGAUGGGGAAUGGAUAUGAAACUAGGAUACUGUGCUCAGGGAGAACGCAGUCAAAAUGUGGGUGUUGUUGAUCGUGAAUUUGUUGUUCACAAGGCAAUACAAACUCUUGGUGGUAGCCAUCAUGAUACAAAAAAAAGACGUCGCCGCUCACCAGUCUUUGAUCAGAGAACCGAGAUAAGAAGGCAGUCAACAUGGGAAUUUGAAAUAUUCAAAGAGCGGUGGAAUCAAGCGAUUGCUGAGGACACAAAUUGGGUCAAGCCAUUUAUGAGUGAUAAAAGACGCAUACGACGAAGGCGCAGCCGUAGCCGCAGCCGCCGGCUGAUUUCUUAGCAAUUCUUUCAAACUAUCCUGGUUUGAUAUGUUAGCUUAGCUUCAUUCAUAUUCCUUGGUCUUAUAUAAAGUUAUAGGCAAAAUUAGUUUUUGUAACUGAGUGGAUUCUCAAUUCAUUCAAUUUUGGAAGAAUUCAUAUUUCUUAAUAUUCUUUUGUUCUUUCA
Messenger RNA from Trifolium pratense (red clover), 1739 nucleotides. RefSeq lists its product as uncharacterized. The transcript has 15 exons. Bases 418 to 1575 code for a protein of 385 amino acids. Lineage: Eukaryota; Viridiplantae; Streptophyta; Magnoliopsida; Fabales; Fabaceae. The record is from RefSeq and is a predicted model, not a curated record.